CAUAAGCAUACAGAUACACCUCGAAUCACUCGAAAGAUCACUAAAUGCGCUAAAAAAUACUGUUUUGUCAUUUAUUGCCUGAAUUCUUUACACAUGAAAUAGUUAGCCUUUCCCUAUAUUAUUCGUGAACAUCAUGUCCGAGCGGCUAAAGAGCACACAGCAGGUAUCCAACGAGGAAGUAAUCGAAGAUUUGACGAGAGACCUUAAAUCUUCUUUAAGUACAGAAAGCAGUCCGGAAGAGUUCGUGAUUGACCCUGCAACUAGUGCAGAGGACAUACCGCCUCCCGCAGAUGGCCCAGGACAGACGUCAGAUCCUUUAAACUAUGUACACCUAGAGAAAGACCCAGACCAGAAGGAUGAGCCAGACAGUGACUCCGACUCUAUAGACGAGGAGUCCCUCAAGGACGCUGAGGUGGCCCUCACGGAUGAUGAGAAGGCGGAGAGGCAGCUCAUUGCCGAGGAGUUGAAGACCGUUGGCAACGAGGCGUUUAAAGAUGGGCAGUUUGAGAGGAGCAUUGAGAAGUACACAGAAGGUUUAAAAAUCUGCCCGCUGCAGUUUACCCAGCAGCGCUCAGUGCUGUACUGCAACCGUAGCGCCGCCAAGAUGAAGCUCCUCAAGUACGAACAGGCUAUCAAGGACUGCAGCAAGGCUAUAGAGCUAGACGAGAAGUAUCUUAAGGCUUACAUCAGGCGAGCGCAAUCCUACGAAGCCACAGAAAAGCUGGACGAAUGUCUCGCAGACUACAAAAAGAUACUAGAACUAGACCCCUCCCACAAAGAGGCUCAAAAAGCUACCAUCCGGCUCCCGCCUCUCAUAGAAGAAAAAAACGAAAAGCUAAAAGCGGAAAUGCUCGGCAAACUGAAGGAUUUGGGAAAUAUGAUUUUGAAACCGUUCGGACUUUCCACAGACAACUUCAAAUUGGAACAAGAUGGCGAAUCAAAGGGAUAUAAGAUUAAUUUUAAACAAUAAAUUUUUAUAAAACUGU
This is a messenger RNA of Cydia splendana, 986 nucleotides long. RefSeq names its product tetratricopeptide repeat protein 1-like. The record is from RefSeq and is a predicted model, not a curated record. The transcript is spliced from 4 exons. The coding region runs from base 134 to 970 and encodes 278 amino acids. Gene Ontology annotation, molecular function: protein binding. Lineage: Eukaryota; Metazoa; Arthropoda; Insecta; Lepidoptera; Tortricidae.